Carlito syrichta (Philippine tarsier) is the source of this 1005-nucleotide messenger RNA. Its product is annotated as scaffold attachment factor B2-like. The record is from RefSeq and is a predicted model, not a curated record. Gene Ontology annotation, molecular function: sequence-specific DNA binding. NCBI's taxonomy places the organism in Eukaryota, Metazoa, Chordata, Mammalia, Primates, Tarsiidae. Gene Ontology annotation, biological process: regulation of mRNA processing; regulation of transcription by RNA polymerase II; regulation of androgen receptor signaling pathway. Bases 5 to 886 code for a protein of 293 amino acids. Gene Ontology annotation, cellular component: nucleus. The transcript has 5 exons.
AAAGAUGGAGGAGGAAGGCACAGAAGAUAAUGGCCUGGAAGAAGAUUCCAGAGACGGGCAGGAGGACAUGGACGCAAGUCUGGAGAACUUGCAGAAUAUCGAUAUGAUGGACAUCAGUGUGUUAGAUGAGGCAGAAGUCGAGGAUGGCAGUGCUCCCGACUUCGGGGAGGACGGCACCGACAGCACCCCUGACUCCCUCUGUGACCGUAAAGAGUGCGUGGCUGUACAACUGAGACAGCAUCCGGCCCAGCUCCCAGAGCAUGCUGUGGAUGGAGAAGGAUUUGAGAAUGCUUUGGAAACUUCAUCAUUGGGCUUCAAAGUAACUCCGGAUAUUGAAGAACCUCUGUUGGAGCCAGAAAAUGAGAAAAUACUCGACAUUUUGGGGGAAACUUGUAAAUCUGAGCCAGGAAAAGAAGAAGGUUCCGAGCUGGAGCAGCCAUUUGCACAGGAUACAAGUAGCGUGGGGCCAGACAGAAAGCUUGCGGAGGAAGAGGACCUUUUUGACAGCGCCCAUCCGGAGGAGGGUGACUUAGAUUUGGCCAGCGAGUCAACACACGCUCAGGCGGGCGAGGCAGACAGCCUGUUAGCGGUAGUGAAAAGGGAGCCCGUGGAGCAGCCGGGCGAUGGCGGCAGGACGGACUGUGAGCCUGUAGGGCCAGAGCCGGCAGUUGAGCAGAGUAGCGCGGCCUCCGAGAACGCGGAGGCCUCUAGCGAGGAGGUCGCGGAAGCGCCCACGGAAGCCCCAAGCCCCGAAGCCAGAGAUAGCAAGGAAGACGGGAAGAAGUUUGCUUUUGAAGCUUGUAAUGAAGUCCCUCCGGCUCCUAAAGAGUCCUCAGCCAGUGAGGGCGCUGAUCAGAAAAUGAGGUUUGUUUUUUCUCAGUUUUAGACCAGACGCUAUCUCCUUUCCAUUGGUCGUUUAAUGACACACAUAAGCUGUUUUUUCUGCAAUUGGCCAGCCAGACUGAUGAAAUUGUAGUUUCGCUUCUAAAGAUUGUUUUAUUUCUC